GACGCAUCGCUCUGGUGCGGGCCCACCCCUCCCCCCCCGCGGUGCCCGUGCGCGCUCGGCUCGGGGAGCUCCACGUCGGCGUCGGGAGUCUAAAAUGGCAGCGGGGGUUUCACUGGGAGUGCAGAUGCGGGCGGCUCCUUCCUCCAGGCAGAGAUGCAGCGAGAGAGAUCCUCCUCCUCCUCAUGUGACGUCAUCGGGUGGCGCCCAGUCGGAUAACAGGCGAGAAAACAUCGGAGGGUGGGGGCGGGUGAGGAGGAGGAGAAGAAAAAAUAAAAGCAACCGAGGCGAGCGGCCGGAGCGAGCCGGCUCCUGCUCUGCGCGCGCUGGUCCUGAUUCCCUUUUUUAUCUGUCUUGUGUUUGUCUUUAAUUUUUUUCCUUUAAAUCCUCUCGGUGCUAAUAUAAAGGGAGAUGAGGGGCCUCCUGUCGUUCUGCCGGGGCUUGCACACCCUGAGUAACCGUCAAGCCCGACGCAAAGCUGGGAUUGUCGGUUCUCGGUGCGGCUUUUGCGGAACUCAGUCUAAUAGCAAGCCACAGCCAAACUUUGGGCUGUUGUUUGACAUCGAUGGCGUGCUUGUGCGAGGAAGGAUGCCAAUCCCCGCCGCCAAGAGGGCCUUCGAAAAGCUGGUGGACUCUCAGGGACAGUUUGUGGUGCCGGUGGUUUUCGUCACCAACGCAGGGAACUGCCUCCGGCAGAAGAAGGCAGACCAGCUCUCCCACAUCCUGGGAGUACCUAUCACUCAAGAUCAAGUCAUCAUGUCCCAUAGUCCACUGAGGAUGUUCAAGAAGUUCCAUGAGAAGUGUGUGCUGGUGUCGGGACAGGGACCAGUCCUGGAAAUAGCUAAAAAUUUGGGCUUUAAUAAUGUUGUGAGUAUCGAUAUGCUGAGGGAAUCGUACCCAUUGCUGGACAUGGUGGAUCACAACAGGAGACCCAAACUGCCGUCCAGUGCUGUGGUCAACCAUCCCAAGGUUGAAGCUGUGAUUCUGUUCGGGGAGCCGAUCCGAUGGGAGACCAACCUGCAGCUGAUAAUCGACAUUCUGUUGACCAACGGUAACCUCAGCAGUGUUCACCAAACCCAAAAGAGGCCUCACCUCCCCCUGCUCACCUGCAACAUGGACCUCAUGUGGAUGGCUGAGGCCAAUUCUCCACGGUUUGGCCAUGGGACGUUUCUCGUGUGUCUAGAGAACAUCUAUAAGAAGAUUACGGGUAAAGAGCUGAAGUACGAGGCUCUCAUGGGAAAACCCAGCGAGCUGACCUACCACUUUGCAGAGUACCUCAUCAGAAGCCAGGCCAUGGAGCGGCAAUGGAAACUUCCCAUCACUUCCCUUUAUGCUAUAGGGGAUAAUCUUAUGACUGACAUCUAUGGGGCCAAUCUGUACAACCGCUACCUGGAGGAGAGAGUUUCGAGGAAGAACCCCAAAGCCGUCGCUAAAAUGGCAGCUGCCACAGGAUCCACCACUGCGGUGCCCCAGGAUGAGGACAUUGACAACCUGUGGGAGAGCGAGCUGGCUCUGCCCUCUGCCACGUCCUGUAAGUCCGUCCUGGUCUGCACGGGGGUCUACAACCCCAACGCAGAGGUGCCCUCGGAUGCGAACCGCUGCAUCAAAGAGACGGUGUUCCACGGGCACCGGGACUUCAGAUUCGACCCCGCGCUGGUGGAACCGGGCCACAUCGUGCAGGACGUGGCGGAAGCCGUCGACCUGAUCUUUGAGCAGGAGAAGUUUGUGCCUAAGUAGAGUUCCAGCUAAGAUGCUUUAUGUUUAUACGAGGCCCCCGGCAGAGGAGGCGUGGAGCAUUAAACUGGGUAUUUUACCAUUUAAUGCGUAAACCCAUAGGAACCUAACACUGUGGACAUUGUUUUAUCACCUGACAGCGCAUAAACUUUCAACACUGAGACAAACGUUAGAGAAAAACAAUCGUGAAUCUUUUAAUGUCUACUGCCCUUUUGCAUUGUUUUUGUGAAAGUCUUUAAAUUCCUGAUUUUCAUCAACGAAAGGUUUAAGAACUGCCUUAUUUUAUCCUACUAAGUAUUUUUUUAGAUGAUAGUAAUGUUUUAGAUUGUUACAAAUCCUUAAAUCAUCCUAUAUUUAUUACAAGUGUUUUUAUGAAGCAUAUUGAGAUUUUAACAUUUUACCUUUAUUCUUAAUUUGACUUUUUUUUUUAUCAUUUCAUUUUAAGUCAUUUAUCCAUUUAACUUGGGAAAUCUAUGCAUGAAUAUAAUGGUAAUGCUUGUACUGUAAUUACAACUGUUUGAUGUGCAAUAUUGUCCUCUUAAGAGUACUGUCUGUCUGGAUUAUGUCUAGCUGUGUUAGCGUUGACCAGUAUUUGCACAGAUCAGAGACGUUCAUCUUUGUUAAGUGUGUCCAUAUAUUUCCUGCCAUAACCUGUUUAUUAUCAAGUAGAAAAUUAAAUUCCAGAAGUAAAACGACGAUCAAA
Molecule: messenger RNA, 2434 nt
Organism: Hippoglossus stenolepis (Pacific halibut)
Lineage: Eukaryota; Metazoa; Chordata; Actinopteri; Pleuronectiformes; Pleuronectidae
Product: haloacid dehalogenase-like hydrolase domain-containing 5
Exons: 8
Coding region: 409-1734 (441 amino acids)
Biological process (GO): glycerophospholipid biosynthetic process
Cellular component (GO): mitochondrion
Source: RefSeq, a predicted model, not a curated record